This is a messenger RNA of Mercurialis annua (annual mercury), 1923 nucleotides long. Its product is annotated as repetitive proline-rich cell wall protein 2-like. Bases 77 to 1711 code for a protein of 544 amino acids. The transcript is spliced from 2 exons. The record is from RefSeq and is a predicted model, not a curated record. NCBI's taxonomy places the organism in Eukaryota, Viridiplantae, Streptophyta, Magnoliopsida, Malpighiales, Euphorbiaceae.
UUCCUAUAUAUAUACUACUACUUCUGAUCAUUCCUCCGCACUAUAAUUCUCUUUUCUCCACUAAAUACGAUAGAAAAUGGACUCUACCAAAAUUUCAUCUCUUCUCUUCCUUUGCAUGUUCUUCACUUUCUCAGUUGCCACCGUAGUUGACCCUGACAGUGGCGCUUGUCCCCCCGUCAAGCCACCACCACUUGUUAAGCCCCCCAUAGUUGAGCCUCCUAUUGUCAAGCCCCCCGUUGUCAAGCCGCCUGUUGUCAAGCCACCCGUUAAGCCUCCAAUUGUUAAGCCCCCCGUUGUUAAGCCACCCGUAAAGCCUCCCGUCGUUAAGCCGCCCGUAAAGCCUCCCGUCGUUAAGCCGCCCGUUGUUAAGCCACCAAUUAAGCCUCCCGUUGUUAAGCCACCCGUAAAGCCUCCCGUCGUUAAGCCGCCCGUAAAGCCUCCCGUCGUUAAGCCGCCCAUCGUUAAGCCUCCCGUCGUUAAACCUCCCGUCGUUAAGCCUCCCGUCGUUAAACCUCCCGUAGUUAAGCCACCCGUCGUCAAGCCUCCCGUAAUUAAGCCUCCCGUAGUUAAGCCACCCGUCGUUAAGCCUCCCGUAAUUAAGCCUCCCGUAGUUAAGCCACCCGUCGUUAAGCCUCCCGUAAUUAAGCCUCCCGUAGUUAAGCCACCCGUUGUUAAGCCUCCUGUAAUUAAACCACCCGUCGUUAAGCCUCCCGUAGUUAAGCCACCUGUCGUUAAGCCUCCCGUAGUUAAGCCACCCGUCAUUGAGCCUCCCGUAAUUAAACCACCCGUCGUUAAGCCACCCGUCAUUGAGCCUCCUGUAGUUAAACCACCCGUCGUUGAGCCUCCCGUGGUUAAACCUCCCGUGAUUAAACCUCCCGUUGUUGAGCCACCCGUCGUUAAGCCUCCCGUAGUUGAGCCACCCGUUGUUAAUCCACCUAUAAAGUUGCCACCAGUGAUUCCCCCUGUUGUCACCCCACCCGUCAUCUUACCUCCAGUAAUUCCCCCCGUUGUUGAGCCACCCAUCAACAUGCCAAUGCCACCGGUGAGUCCUCCGGCUGUUGAGCCACCCAUCAACUUGCCAAUGCCACCGGUGAGUCCCCCUGUUGUUGAGCCACCAAUCAACUUGCCCCCGGUGAGCCCCCCCGCUGUUGAGCCACCCAUCAACAUGCCAAUGCCACCGGUGAGUCCUCCGGCUGUUGAGCCACCCAUCAACUUGCCAAUGCCACCGGUGAGUCCCCCUAUUGUUGAGCCACCAAUCAACUUGCCCCCGGUGAGCCCCCCUGCUGUUCAGCCACCCAUCAACUCGCCACCGGAGUGUCCUCCUAUUGCUGAACCACCAGUCGAUCUUCCUCCAGCUGCAGCCCCUCCAUUUGCUCCACCGCCAGGUGCCGCUAACCCACCAGAGGGAAGCGGCGAAGAACCAUGCCCACCACCGUCAUCAUCAGAAGGUGAUACUUGCCCAAUUGAUACAUUAAAAUUGGGCGCUUGUGUUGAUCUUCUUGGCGGGUUAGUACACAUUGGACUAGGAGACCCAGCUGUGAAUGAAUGUUGCCCAGUACUUCAAGGACUCGUUGAGACAGAAGCUGCCGCUUGCCUCUGCACAACUCUGAAACUGAAGCUUCUGAACCUCAAUAUCUAUGUCCCACUUGCUCUUCAACUUCUCGUCACUUGUGGAAAAUCUCCUCCUCCUGGUUACACCUGCUCCCCCUAGAUCCAAAUUUCAAGAAUAAUAGAGUUGCAUGCAUGUUGAAAUCGACUCGAGAAGAUGUCAAGCCUCUCCUAUCCGUCUAUUAGUCUAUUUUUCUAAGUAUCUUUGUUUUAAUUUCUUGAUUGGUAAUGUAAUGAUGAUGUUGGCUCAUAAUUGUACACCUAAGUUUCCGUUUCAAAAAAGUUAUUAUAUAUUUUGCCAUUUGCAUUUCCACA